Molecule: messenger RNA, 369 nt
Organism: Oncorhynchus keta (chum salmon)
Lineage: Eukaryota; Metazoa; Chordata; Actinopteri; Salmoniformes; Salmonidae
Product: urocortin-3-like
Exons: 1
Coding region: 1-369 (122 amino acids)
Biological process (GO): adenylate cyclase-activating G protein-coupled receptor signaling pathway; digestion; cellular response to nutrient levels
Cellular component (GO): extracellular region
Molecular function (GO): corticotropin-releasing hormone receptor 2 binding; hormone activity
Source: RefSeq, a predicted model, not a curated record
AUGCAUCUAAGUCUGUGUCUGGCUCUGCUGCUGCCAUGGUGCAACCAGUGCCAGAGAACGGACUCUGCCAGUGCCAAGCUGGGAAAAGAAGACACGGGAGACCUGUUGGCUGUCAAACUUGUAAACCGCAGUGGCAUCCUGGGCCCUCUGCUCCCCCCAGAGUUCCAUCCAACACCCCGGCAGACCAGAGCCCCACGUCCGGCCACCCAGGUCUCCAAGAGAGCCCAGCAAAGGUCCCGCUUCACUCUGUCCCUGGAUGUCCCCACCAGCAUCCUCAGUGUCCUCAUAGACCUUGCCAAGAACCACGACAUGAGAGCCAAGGCUGCUGCCAAUGCAGAGCUGAUGGCACGCAUUGGGAAAAGGAAAUAA